AUGAGUCAACACUUAGCCAAAGAUAGUGCGGUCUGGAACAGAUUGAUGCAUGGCAUCUCGUGGCAGCCAUCCGUGCAGCCGGACAAGCAAAGUGAGAAAGAGUUGAUUAGUGACGAGAAAUGUAUUCAUAACGAGGCCCCUCGCGUCAAAGACAGCAAAAAGGGAGUUGUUAUGAAGCUCUUGGGAUUUUUUGCUUUCAUGGCAUUUCUUCUCUCUCAGGCUGGCUUCAAUUUUGGACAAUUAUGUUUGCCCAAGAAUUACACGGGGCCUGUCACAUUGAAAAACUACGGAGGCUUCAUUGACGUCAAUUCUUUCCAAAUCGAGAAUGCUGAACCCAGGGAGAUUUUCGAAGUUUCUUAUCCAUUCGUGCCUAAGGCUAACUAUGGAAAGCCUGUGUAUUCUAGCGUCUUGAUCGACCACGAAUUUGACUCAUGGGGGCACCCUAACUUGAGAAAUUUUUCUGCCCCAAAGGAUAUCAAAUACAACAAAGUGGUUUUAACUCUCAAUACUUCCGUUAGUGGCGUCCAAUAUGACCGCUUGGCACAUCUUUACGUCGGUGGUGCAGAAAUCUGGAGAACCUCCACCGUUGAGCCAGGCAAUAUGUCCGUAUUUUCCACUCACAGGAAAGAUGUCUCGCAGUAUGCCCAAUUAUUUCACGAAGAUACAGAUGUUCUUUUCCAAUUGGACAACUUGGUAGGCAGCACGUUGACGGGUGUUUUCCAUGUUCAGUUGUAUGCUGACUUUUACUGGAGCGAGAGCUUCCGCUCUGACCCAGACCAUGAUGUCGGAAACUCCACGUAUCUUAACGAAACAUACAAAUACUUCGAAACUCGAAAAGCAGCCGACAAAGUUUACACGUUGGUGGAAAGCAAUGACACAGAGUACCCGCCUAUUAAGCAUCUACCAUACCAGGAUUUUUCAGUAUCACUUCCAAAAGUUUCUCAUAACACCACUCGCUUGAAGUUGGCUGUUUUCGCAAGCGGUAAUUCGCAUGAAGAAUUUUGGUACAACAGUGUCUUAGACAAAUACACUCAUCGCUUCGAGAGAGAUGGUACAGUUUUCCAUGGUCAUGGGCCUCUCAGAUUUGUCAACGUAUGGGUAGACGGCAAAAAGGUGGCCUCGCAAACCCCACAACCAUUUAUCUUCACAGGUGGGUUCUCUCCCGCCUUGUGGAACUCUGUGGUUCCUGUGGAUGCAUUUGAUAUGCCAAGCAUGGAUCUUGAUAUUUCUGGUUUGUUGCCUCUCCUUUGGGACUCUCAGCCCCAUGAGCUAAAAAUUCUGGUUGACAACGGCUUGGACGAAGUCAAGGGAGAGACAUCCGGCAUUGGCAAUGAUUGGAUCAUCAGCGCAAACUUAUUGGCAUACGAGAAUUCCGAGAUCCUGCUGUCAUCGGGUGAAAUCCUCAAGAUUGAUGACCAAAAGAAGGCCCAUUCUUUCGGAAUCUCUUUGCCAUACACUUCAUCCUUGCAACAAGUGGCCGGGGGUGAGUUUGGAGCCGAAAUCACCAGUUCUUUUGUUUACAACUUGAAAAACGGCGUUGUGUUAAACAAUACGAUGACCUCCAUUUCUAAGGGUGACGUCUCCAGUGUUCAACUAUACAGCAGACUGGGUAAGUCUGCAAAAAUCGUUCACGUUGGUAAGUCAUUCAAGUCAUUCUUCUUGAUGGACAACACCAAUGAUGAGCUUAUCCAUCAAACCGAUCUUCUUUUCAAGUACCCGUUGACGCUCAUUCAAUCUGAGGAUAUUGUUGGAGAAGGUACUGACUUGAAUGUUCAUCUUGUGCAUGGCAAGGAGACUACCCUCAAGAUCAACGAUAAUACGGUGAUGGAUGAGAGCAACUUCCAAAACGGUACAUCUACAUAUCAUCUCCGUGAUACUGGUAACCACGGAACUGGUUCUUUGUUCACCAAAUUCAAGUCAGUCGUUUUGAGACCAACUCACAAGUUCGUGUACAAGAGAUUUGUGGCGGCCGAGGAGGGUAAAAUUACAAAAGACAAGGCUUCCUUCAAGGACCAUGACAAGAAGCACCACGAU
Messenger RNA from Metschnikowia bicuspidata var. bicuspidata NRRL YB-4993, 2034 nucleotides. RefSeq names its product Png2p (gene PNG2). The transcript has a single exon. The record is from RefSeq and is a predicted model, not a curated record. The annotation marks the transcript as partial. NCBI's taxonomy places the organism in Eukaryota, Fungi, Ascomycota, Pichiomycetes, Serinales, Metschnikowiaceae.